Truncatella angustata is the source of this 780-nucleotide messenger RNA. RefSeq names its product Chloroperoxidase. The record is from RefSeq and is a predicted model, not a curated record. Lineage: Eukaryota; Fungi; Ascomycota; Sordariomycetes; Amphisphaeriales; Sporocadaceae. The transcript is spliced from 4 exons. The coding region runs from base 1 to 780 and encodes 259 amino acids. Gene Ontology annotation, molecular function: peroxidase activity.
AUGGUGGCCAUGUAUAGCUUCCUGUAUGCUCUUUCAAUCCCAGCGAUUGCGCUCGGCUCCGGGUAUCCUACGCUUCCGGAAUGGCAUCCCCCGGGAGUUGGUGAUGUGCGAGCACCAUGUCCAAUGCUCAACAGUCUCGCCAACCAUGGCUACUUACCGCAUAGCGGGAAAGGGAUUACCCUAAACAUCACCAUCGAUGCCCUAGGCGAAGCCCUGAACAUCAACGCUGAACUGGCCAAUUUUCUGCACAGCGAGGCUGUCACUACUAACCCUACACCGAAUGCCACGACCUUUGAUCUGGACCACCUCAGUCGGCACAAUAUUCUGGAGCACGAUGCCAGCCUUAGUCGCGCGGACUACUACUGGACGGAAGACUCCCACAGUUUCAACCAGUCUGUCUUUGACGAGACACGAUCGUACUGGAAGGGCCCCAUCAUCGAUAUCAACGAAGCGGCUGCAGCCCGCAACGCCCGCGUUCACACCUCCAACACCACCAACCCCACGUUCGCGAUGAGCGAGCUCGGCGACGCCUUCAGUGUCGGGGAGACUGCGGCGUACAUCAUUGUUCUCGGCAACGGGACCUCGGGGACGGUCAGAAAAUCGGUUGUGGAGUAUCUCUUCGAAAACGAGAAACUGCCUGCCGCGGUCGGCUGGACCAGAUCUCAGGAUGUCAUCGACUUCGAAGCUCUGAUCAGUACGAUGGAUCGCCUCCGGAAUGCGACUGGCGCUCCUUCAGUCGGAGCUCGACGGGUAGGCAUGCACAGCGUGCCGCGACUGUGA